Molecule: messenger RNA, 2742 nt
Organism: Drechmeria coniospora
Lineage: Eukaryota; Fungi; Ascomycota; Sordariomycetes; Hypocreales; Ophiocordycipitaceae
Exons: 2
Coding region: 1-2742 (913 amino acids)
Biological process (GO): transmembrane transport; metal ion transport
Cellular component (GO): membrane
Molecular function (GO): metal ion transmembrane transporter activity
Source: RefSeq, a predicted model, not a curated record
AUGUUCAAACGCUCCAAGGGGACCACCAACGCUGGCCAAGUCCACGCCCACUAUCCGCUCGACUCGCCUCCCGAUCAGCGGUGGAACCCGCUGUACAACGUGCCUCGCAACUCGCUCGAACACGCGUCCCCUCGGCCGUCCACGUCACCGUCCACGGACGAGGUCGACUCCUCGUCGUCCCCAAAGCUUCCAACGCAGGCGGCGGAGACGCAGACGCCGCCCGGCAAGAAGACGGCCCAUGUCGCCGACAAGAAGACGGCCCACGUCGCCUUCCAGGAGGCGGCCGAGCCAGGCCUCUCCAGCCUGUCCCACUGGCUCGAGACGCUCGCGGAGCUGUACAUGAACAAGCUCGACAACCGCGCUCGGUGGGACCCCCGAUGGCUGAGCGUGACGCACCGUGAGCGGUACGAGGGUCUCGCGUCCGUCUCCAUCUCCGUCCUGGACUACGUCGAGGGCGGGUCGACGCCGACGAGGGCCGACGUCGACGACAAGCGGGCGCUGGCGACGGCGCUCCAGUCACGGCCGGACGGCGUCGAGCUCCGGCUCGUCCUCGUCUCGGACCUCAGCCGGUUCGUCAUGGGCGCCCUCGGCCAGGUCUACGACAUCGACGCCGAGUUCUGGUUCGAGCACCUCGCCAACGGCGGAUACGCCGCCAGCGACAGCCAGCUCAAGGUCUCCAACGCCGUCUGGAUGAACUGGGCCGAGCAGGAGACGCGCUUCCGCCAUCGAGCCGUGCCCGGCACCGGCCAGCGGACCGAGUGGAACGUUCCGCGGCGGAUCCGAGGCCGCUGCUGGGCCCAUCUGCGGUGGCCGCGCCUCGGCCUCCUCCACUACCUCGGCAGGAAGGGCUUCCACGAGGACGAGAUCGAGAGGCGGCUCGACGACGGCCGGUGGAUGGUCGAGCGGGACGUCGUCCUCGACAAGCACGGCCUGCUCAUGACCAAGAAGCGGCUCGCGAGGGCCAAGCGGUCCGAGGAGAAGCGGAGGAGCAAGGGGGCUCAGACGGCGGCCGAGGAGACGACGGCUCGGGUCAAGGCGACCAACGUCUACCGCGCCUACAGCACCUUCGAGGGCCUGCCGAAGAACGUGACGGCCUGGUUCAACCGGGACCUGCGCGUGCUCGCACCCGAGGGGGCGAGCUACUGGUCCGGACGGGACGCCGAGGGAAGGAGGACCGUCGUCCUGCUUCUCGACCCCGCCCGGAGCAUGAGGCAUGGCGCGACGGACGAGCGGACGCCGUCGCUCACCUUUAUGCCUCGCGCCAUGGAGAUCGAGUCCUACUCGGACGAGGAGCUCUGGCGAGGCGCCGGCCCCGAGGAGACGUACCUUGACCCGCCGCCGCCGGCCGUGUCCAAGGCGGAGCUCAAGAGGCAGAAGAAGGAGGCCAUCAAGCGGCGGAUCCGAGACAGGAAAUCCAGGGCGGCCGGCGGCCACGACGCGUCAGGCCGCGAGGAGUCGGCCGUCGACGACGACGGCUUGACGUCCGAGUACACGAGCGACGACGAGUACGACGAAGAGUACGAGCGGGAGCUUCGGGCCGAGUACAGGAACCCCAAGGCGCACGCGCGCGACCGUGACUUUGCGCGAAAGUACUCGCUCACGACGCACGAGCUCGUCGUCCGCCACGUGAGCACCCUGGCCACGUCGGAGCUCGCCGGCGGCGACGAGGCCGUCGCCGCCGUGCUCGGCCGCCUCGUCCUCGACGACUUCUGGCAGCUGCUCGCCGAGAUGCGGCUCGAGCUCGACCACCUCGACAACGACCUCAGCGCCGGCCUGCACGAGCAGCUCGUCGAGUCCAUCGGCAACUCGACGCGCCAGAACCUCGCGUGGAUGCGGGCGGCGCUGCAGGAGCUGCGCGACUGGCUCGGCCACCUCUCGUCCUCGUCGGCGCCCACGCUCGGCUGGGGCCCGGACCUCGGCGCCGAGCUGGCCUCGCUCGGCGCCGAGCUGGCCUCGCUCGGCGCCGACCUCGACGCCGUCCGGGCGCGCGCCGAGCAGACGCUCGCCCUGCUCACCACGUCCAUGGCCCUGGCGCAGUCGUCGCUCGUCAUCGACCAGACGUCGGGCAUCAACAAGCUGACGGAGCUCGCCUUCGUCUUCAUCCCCAUCUCCUUCAUCACCUCCGUCUUCUCCAUGCAGGUGAGGGAGCUGACGUCGGCGCCGCCGCCCAUGUGGACCUGGGGCGUCGCCCUCGCCGCCGUCGCCGUGACGACGUACCUCGUCCGAUGCUCGCUGCGGUCGCCGUCGGUCCGCAUCGCCGUCCUGCACUGCCGCGCCACCAUCAUCAACCGCUUCUCGUCGUCCAAGGCCGGCUCGGCCUCGCGCCGGCUCAACACGGUCGGCAACCGCGCCAUCGCCAAGUUUCUCUUCUUCUUCGCCUGCGUCGUCGCCAUCAUCGGCGCCCUCGUCCUGCUGAUGCUGCUGCUCUUCCUCGUCGUCUUCGGCGGUCUCUGGCUCGGCGCCGCCGGCACGGCCCUCUACUUCAUCGUCAGCCGCUGGCCGGAGCCCGCCGUGGUCGUGCCCUGCUUCCUCAGCCUGCCGCUCGCCGGCCUCGGCAUGUGCACGACCUGGUACUGGUCCGACGAGAUUGGCGACUGGGGGGAGCGCGUCAUCGUGCUCUCGGGCGGCUGGAUCCAUCGCAUCUUUCCCGAGCGCUGGACGCUCGAGGCGGCCGACGACGAGGACCUGGCCAAGGAGGGCGUGAAUACUUACGCGAGACAGGCGCUCAUCCUGGCGACCUAA